GCCACAACUUCAAUAACAAGGAGAACAGCAGCCACCCUUUCACACACUUUCACAAAUUACUUGAGAAUAUCUCAGAUUAAUCAGUGAAUACAUAUUUUUUAGGUUAUGCCCGACAUUAAAUUAUUUAAUUCAGCAAAUGCUGCUUUUUUUAAGAGUGCAGAUUUUAUAAAAUUAUUUUAAAACUCUUUAUCCACUGACACACAAGAUAAAUAAUGGGAAAAUUAUCAUGACAAAUCAUUGGUGAAAAAGUGUGGGGGAAACUAUAUCACUAUAACUGAAUAUUUCGUUUCAUUUUAUAGUCUGUGUGGGCGUCUGAACUUAAAUAAUCAUUUACAAACACGAGGGUACUUCAGUUCAGACAUCCUCACUGCACCUCUGUCGGGCUACUGCCAUCUGGUGGCCGUGCGAUGAAUCGCAUCAGUUCUAUUAGUUUGGUCUGGAACAAGAUCUCUACAUCGAUUACUCUCUUAAUGCCACAUUAGACCAAUUAGGUGUCAGGAUGAGUUUAGCUUUCAGCAGGGCUCCUCGAAAGACUGCGGGAAACCGCAUGUCCAGACUGCUGGAUGCAGAGGAGGAGGAUGAGUUCUACAAGACCACCUAUGGAGGAUUUCUGGACGAAUCAGGUGAUGAAGAAUAUAAAGGUGACCUGUCUGAAACGGAAGAUGAGGUGGACAGUGACUUUGACAUUGAUGAAGGGGAUGAACCUGACAGCGAGCAGGAGGAGGAUGGGCCACGUCGGAAGAGCAGAGUGGUCACAAAAGCCUACAAGGAGCCAGUUAAAGUGGUGCGGCAGAAACCAAAACAACGGAAACUGGCUGAACUGCCCAGGAGGACAGACAAGACAAAGAUUGACAAAUACAACCCCCCUGAACUACAGGAGGACAUCAGCAAGAACAGGAAGUCUGUACGUCAGUCCACAACCGAACACACGCGGCUGACGUACUUGAGGCUGCAGGAGAGGCAGGUUGCUCCACGUCGAAGGAAGGGUACUAGACACGAGCGACCUUUGACACAGGCUGAACUUUUGGCAGAAGCCAAGGUCACAGCAGAGAUUAACCUUCGAUCACUGGAAAACUAUGAGCGUUUGGAGGCAGACAAGAAACGACAGGUUCAUAUGAAGCGUCAGUGUGUGGGUUCUGUUAUCCGAUAUCACUCCGUGCUCAUGCCACUGGUGUCGGACGUCACUCUUAAAGAGGAAAACGUUGAUGUAGAGGGUUUGGACCAAGAUGCCCAGCAGAAUCCAGGCCCUCACCUUCCACAAGCUCUUUCCCAGGCAGAAUCAACCCUUACUGCACCACCUAGUGUCCUAUCCACUAACACAGCUGCUGUAAAUCCUUCUGUGCCAUCAGGGCCUGGCAAAUGCUCCCGCACCUACAUCACAUUCAGUGAUGAUGAAUCUUUCCAGCGUUUCUUUCCCCAGUCCCCAGCUCCUCGAAUUCCUGUCCAGGAGGUCUGCCCUGUUACCCAUAAGCCUGCGCUCUACCGAGACCCCAUCACAGACAUUCCAUACGCUAAUGUACAAGCCUUUAGGAUAAUCCGAGAGGCCUAUAAAAAGUAUGUGGCUGCCCACGGCCUGCCCUGCACUGGCACAGCGACUCCAGCCGACACCACUGCAAAGAACCUGCGGCAGAAGAUCAUUAUUAAACAAGGGAUGUAGAACAAUAAGAUGAACAAGUAGGUAGAAAGAGAGAAGAGAGGAUCUGUCCAUUUGUCAUAUCUAUCUAUCUAUCUAUCUAUCUAUCUAUCUAUCUAUCUAUCUAUCUAUCUAUCUAUCUAUCUAUCUAUCUAUCUAUCUAUCUA
Messenger RNA from Megalobrama amblycephala (Wuchang bream), 1800 nucleotides. RefSeq names its product vacuolar protein sorting 72 homolog b (gene vps72b). Gene Ontology annotation, cellular component: nucleus. The record is from RefSeq and is a predicted model, not a curated record. Gene Ontology annotation, biological process: regulation of DNA-templated transcription; chromatin remodeling. The coding region runs from base 500 to 1657 and encodes 385 amino acids. Lineage: Eukaryota; Metazoa; Chordata; Actinopteri; Cypriniformes; Xenocyprididae. The transcript has 7 exons. Gene Ontology annotation, molecular function: ATP-dependent H2AZ histone chaperone activity.